Molecule: messenger RNA, 3169 nt
Organism: Coregonus clupeaformis (lake whitefish)
Lineage: Eukaryota; Metazoa; Chordata; Actinopteri; Salmoniformes; Salmonidae
Product: serine/threonine-protein kinase D3
Exons: 19
Coding region: 79-2616 (845 amino acids)
Biological process (GO): protein phosphorylation
Molecular function (GO): ATP binding; protein serine/threonine kinase activity
Source: RefSeq, a predicted model, not a curated record
AGAAAUGGUUAAGAACAGUAACUACUGUUAAUUUGUUAAGGUGUCUUUUGAACAAGGACAGGCGAUCGGGCUGCUAAGAUGGAUCUUUUAAUGCCCGGAAGGUGUAAACUAGACUGUAUGGACUCUGAAUUAUCAAGUUCUCUCUCCAGCAUGUCAGUGACCCCAUCUAGCCCAGGUACCUCUGGUCGACCUCCCCACCCCGCCGCCCCCGGGCCCCUCCAGGCCCCUCUCGGCCCUGUCUUGGUCCAGUUCCAGCUAGGCCUCUUCAGGGAGGUGGUAUGGGUGCAUGGAGGACAGCUCAGCUUUCGCCACGCCAAGAGACUGGCGGCAGAGAUCAUAGAACGCAAGGCUCCAGAAUGCAGUGUGGUAGGUGUAGGGGAGAAGGUCCUCCUGUUCAGACACCAGCCUGGCUCAGAACCCCUCCUCCACAGACUCACGGACCAGGAUGCACUGCAGGAUGGCGACCAAAUAGAGGUCAUCCUCUCAGGAUCAGCUGCUGUGACAGAGAUGAAGAUCCGCCCACACUCCCUGGCUGUCCAAUCAUAUCGCACCCCCACCUUCUGUCACCACUGUGGGGAGAUGCUGUGGGGACUGGUACGUCAAGGGUUAAAAUGUGAAGGUUGUGGGUUAGACUUCCAUAAGCGCUGUGCGCUGCAGUUGCCUAAUGACUGUAGCCGUGCGCGGCGUCGUGUGUGUGGCCCCAGCCUGUCCCUGUUCCCCCCUGGCAGGCCCCGGACGCACUCCCUCUCCACACCUGCAGGUGGCAGUCUAGAGGAGAUCAGUAUGUCCAAGCCCAGGUCCAGACCCCCGUCAUGGACAGAUCACCAGGUGUGGCUUGGGGUGGGCCAGGGAAAGGGUGGUGAGGCGGGCAGGGCUAGGGUGCCCCACACCUUCCACAUCCACAGCUACACCAAGCCCACCGUGUGCCAACACUGCCGCCACCUCCUCAAAGGCCUCUUCCGCCAGGGCCUACAGUGCUCUGACUGUAAGCUGAACUGCCAUCGUCGCUGUGAGUCCUCCCUGGUCCCCUCUGACUGUCCUGGAGAGAGGAUGAACACCAAUGGGGAAGGAGACUCAGUGUCCAGUCUCGGCUACAAGAACGAAACAGAGGACGAUGAGGAGGAUAUGAGCUUGAGUAUAACAUCACUAGAAGACUAUGACGACAAGCCAUCUACUGAGGACCCAUUUGCUGAGAACAAGCCACCAAUCAUUCCGUGUUUCAGUAGUUACAUUCCUCUAAUGCGGGUAGUCCAGUCUGUCCGUCACACUAAAAGACGGGCCAGUGGAGUACUGAGAGAGGGCUGGCUACUGCAUCACACCAACACUGACACACUGAGGAAACGUCAUUACUGGAUAUUGGACUGGAAGAGUAUCACUCUGUACCAGAACGAGAGCAACACCAAGUACUACAAGGAGCUUCCUCUUUCUGAGGUGCUGCAGGUACUAGGCCCCGCCCAGCUGUCUGUCCCCUUGUUGCCAGGCAACAGUGCCCACUCCUUCGAAGUGGUGACGGGCACGCUGGUAUACUGUGUGUUGGCGGGCAGCGACGGACAGGCCUGGGAGACCGCCUUACGCCAGGCUCUGAUGCCCCUACAGAACAGCGGGCAGGUGGGCAAACAGGGACAAGACCAUGGACCCCAGAAUGGAAAAAUACCGGAUGUCAGCUCAGUGUAUCAGAUCUUCACUGAUGAGGUGCUGGGUUCAGGACAGUUCGGAGUGGUGUAUGGAGGCACCCACAGACAGUCUGGUCGGCCAGUGGCCAUCAAGGUCAUCGACAAAACCCGUUUCCCUACCAAACAGGAGAGACAGUUGAGGAACGAGCAGGCAAUUCUACAGAAUCUGUCCCACCUCGGUAUAGUUCUACUGAAGGGCAUGUUUGAGACCAUGGAACACGUCUUCAUUGUCAUGGAGAAGCUCCAUGGCGAUAUGCUGGAGAUGAUUCUGUCCAAUGAGAAGGGCCGACUGCCAGAGCGCACCACACGCUUCUUGGUUACACAGAUUCUAGAGGCCCUGCGAUACCUGCAUUUCAAACACAUCGCUCACUGUGACCUGAAACCUGAGAAUGUACUGCUGGCCUCCCCAGACCCCUUCCCUCAGGUAAAGCUGUGUGACUUUGGUUUUGCCCGCAUCAUCGGCGAGAAGUCAUUCCGCCGGUCGGUUGUGGGCACGCCGGCCUACCUGGCACCCGAGGUCAUCAGUAGCCAUGGUUACAACCGCUCGCUGGACAUGUGGGCGGUGGGUGUGGUCCUGUACGUCAGCCUGAGCGGAACAUUCCCCUUCAACGAAGAUGAGGACAUCAGACAACAGAUCACCAACGCUGCCUUCAUGUACCCUCGCCUGCCCUGGUCUAACAUCUCACUAGAGGCGGUGAGUCUGAUCAACAACCUGCUCCAGGUUGCAGUAAGACGUAGGUUCAGUGUGGGAAAAGCAAUGGGACACCCCUGGCUACAGGACUUCCAGUUGUGGUGUGACCUGAGGGAGUUUGAGAAGAGGAUGGGCUGCAGGUACCUGACCCACGAGGGGGACGAGGACCGCUGGAGAUGCCACGCCCUGGAGAGGGGCCUGGUCUUCCCCUCUCACCUCACCUGGACCCCCGGGCACGACGACAGCCUGUGACCCUAGGCCCAAAGGUGAAGGGUCGGACAAGAUGGCUACUGGACUACUGGUGUGUUUCAGUGGUCAUCAGCAAAAACAACUGUCUGGACGCUGUUAGUGGAAGGUGGAGUGGUGAGUCUGUUUUUAUAGCAGUCUCAUAUAAAGACAUCACCAGAAGAGAUUACGACUCCGAAUUCGGACGCGGUGACAAGUCCUGGACUUUAUGGUGCCCUAGUGAUGCCAGCUCUGGUAGUGGUUAUUGUUUAAUGCAUAAUAAUAUUAGGACUAAUGUUUCAGGCCCUCUGUGCCCCAGAGUAGGAGUUUACCUGGAUCACAAGGCAGGUACUCUGUCCUUCUACAAAAUGUAUCCUUCUCUUACACUAUGACCCUCCUCCACAGAGUCCAGACCACAUUCACUCAGCCCCUCUAUCCUGAGUUUGGGCGGUAUUGGUACGGUACUGCAGAGAUAUGUAAACUGUGGUAGAGGUGAUGGUCUACAUACUCUAUAUAUACAAAAGUAUGUGGACACCCCUUCAAAUUAGUGGAUUCGGCUAUUUCAGCCACACCCGUUGCU